Messenger RNA from Hydra vulgaris (swiftwater hydra), 7002 nucleotides. Its product is annotated as leucine-rich repeat serine/threonine-protein kinase 1. Gene Ontology annotation, biological process: protein phosphorylation; protein localization to ciliary inversin compartment. Lineage: Eukaryota; Metazoa; Cnidaria; Hydrozoa; Anthoathecata; Hydridae. Gene Ontology annotation, molecular function: ATP binding; protein kinase activity; protein binding. The record is from RefSeq and is a predicted model, not a curated record. Gene Ontology annotation, cellular component: ciliary inversin compartment.
GAAACCGAGACUAUCAAUAUGUGACAUAUUGAUCAAAUGUCACAUAUUGAUCGAAUGUAAAUGCUACAAUCACAUGUUGAUCAAAUGUAAAUGCUAAAAUUAUAUACUAUAUGAAUUAGUAUUACUAAGUGAUGAUUCAGUCACUCAUACCAGAAGAUGUUAACUCAAAAAAGUCACUCACACGAGAAGAUGUUAACUUUAUAAAGUCGUAUUCUAACAACGUCAUGUCAAUGAUUUCUUUUCUUGAUGAAAGAGGCUUGGGUAUUUUACAUUGGACUGAUGACAUAGGGAGAACCAUUCUGCAUCAUAUUGUUGACAACAGUGGAAAUGCAGCUUGUGUUAAGCUAUUGCUAGAAAAAAACGCUAACCCAAAUGCAGUUUCAGGAAUUGAUGACAAGUGCUCAACACCUCUUCACUAUGCUGCUAAAACUAAUAAUCUUGCUUGUAUGAUCACUUUGCUGGAAUAUGGGGCUAAAAUAGACAUAAAAAAUAGUAUGGGAAAGCGUGCUAUUGAUGUUGCUACAGAUUAUGGAUCAACAGAUUGUAUAAAUCGUCUUCAUGCUAUUUAUGAAUUACGUGAAAAAGAAGAUGAGCUUAGUAAAGCAAAAGCACUUUAUGAAUCUAUUAAAAUAAAUGAUUUUGAUGGUGCAAAAAGAGCUCUGGAUAAUAUGAAAUCAACUUAUACAACAGUGAAAGAGUACAGCUAUGACGGAAAUGAAACCUUGCUUAACAGUGCUUGUUUCUAUGGUAACAAAGCUAUUGUUAAGCUGCUUUUAGAUAAUCAAGCUGAUGUGCGACCGAAUUCUGGGACUGGUGAAACACCUUUAUAUAUUGCAUGUUGUAAUGGUCAUCUUGAUGUUGUAGUUCUCCUUGCACAAACAUUUCCUGAACUUCUCAAUCUUCCUUGUAAAAAAGAGCAAAUUUAUCCACUGCAUGCAGCAAUAAUUCAUGGAAAAGAGUCAAUUGUAGAGUAUUUAUUGACCUUAAGAUAUGUGGAACAUGGGCUAGAAAAAGUUUUUCUAAAUAAUUCAGCUCCACCCAAAUCAAAUAAAUUUUUUGUUCAUAUUAAUCAACCAAUGGGUAAUGGUUACACCCCUAUACAUCUAGCAGUUCAGUAUGGAAACAAAAAUAUAAUAUCUAUGCUUUUGGCAUGUAAACCAUUUAUAAAGAUCACGGAGAAGGAAGAAUAUCCUGGUCGUCUAAUACUAGAUAGUAUAGUUGAUACAAAAACCCCAUUACAUUUUGCUUUGCAGGAUGUAAGAAAUUUAGAAGUUGUAGAAUUGUUAUUGAAAAAUGGUGCUGAUUUAAAUGCAUCAUUUAUUGACAAUGGUUUAAAGUACACCCCAUUGCAAUUUGUGUGCAAAAAUGAAAACAUUGAAGCUUUAAAACUUUUGUUAAAGUACAAUGCUGAAGAUCAUGAUGGAAUCUCUUUGAAUGAAGCUAUGGAAAAUAACAGAGAUGAAGUUGUAAAUGUUUUGCUGAGUAACGGUGUUUAUGUUAAUAUUGAAAGAACAGUAACGUUAAAUGAUUCACAAGACUCAUCAACUCCUGUAUCAAUACACUGGAAUAAGCGUUUUAUCAACAUCUUAGAGGAAAAAUGGAUAUUAGCUGCACCAUCAGCCAUAUAUUCUUUUCAUGAUGAUCUUAUAAAAAAUAAGUUGCACCCUCAACUUAUUACUGAAGUAAACUUAUCAGAUAAUAAACUUGAAUUUGUUCCAUUUAUACUUUUCCAGUUACCUGCUUUAAGAAAACUAAAUCUAUCAAAUAACAGACUUUAUGACUUAUGUUUUACGGAUUCAAGUGAAAAUGAAAGCCAUAUUUUAAACCAAAAUUUGGUUGGUCCUACUUUAGAAGAACUAGAAUUGCAGCAUAAUACACUCAAAACUCUUCCGAAAUUUAUUUUUAAAAUGCCUCUUUUGCAGUAUAUCAACUGCAGCAACAAUAGUUUAAAUAGUCUGCCAAUGGAAAUGUGGCUUUCAGAAUCAUUGAAAGUUUUGUUGCUUGAUCACAAUUAUUUAAAUGAAUUACCUAUUUUAAUAAAUUCUAACAGAAAAUAUAACAUAGAACAAGUGGAUAAUGAAAUUGAUAGUCGUUUAUUAAGGUUUCCCGUUUCGAAAAAAAAAGUUCUUUAUAGUAGAAAAUCAAAUGAGGAUGAUGGUGGUUACAAUAAAGAAAAACAGAAAUGUGCAAUAAAUUCUGGUUUGAUUCAUCUUGAUUUAUCAAAUAAUAAAUUUUCAGACGUGCCAAAUGGAAUUUCAUGUCUUGCACCUAACUUAUUUCAUCUCAACUUAAGUUAUAACAAUAUUUCGGAAAUAAAGUGUAUAUCAUGCUUUCCAAAACAUUUAAGUCAUUUAGCUCUUGUUAAAAACAACUUAAUCUUUAUCAAUUUUUCUGAAAAGCAGCAACCAAAUAGUUUUUGUUAUGCAUAUUCAGAACAUAUUUAUACAACAUCUAACAACACUUGUGAACAUCAACAACAUAAUCAGCUAGUUGAUCUUGUUUAUCUUAAUUUGUUAGGAAAUAAACUUAAAUCAAUCAGUUUGUUUUAUUCAUUUAGUAAUAAAAAAGAGUUAUUUUGUGAAAAUUUAAGAACAAUUAAUAUUUCUGAAACAUUGUUGAAAACGUUACCAGAUGGUUUAAAAGACUUAAAAAAGCUAGAAGCGUUAUAUUUUACUCAAAACUCCAACAUUAGUGAUUCAUUUGAUGGUCUCAUUGAACAAGUUGGGUUAAGUCGCCUAUGUCCAAAGAAUGUUGUUGCAAGUAUAAAGGUUGGUUGUGAAAGAAAUUCAAAUGUUAGAUCUCUACAAAAAGCUGAAGAACUGAUAAAUAAAAAGAGCUUCCCAAAUAUUAAGUUGAUCGUGAUUGGUCCAAAAAAAUUUAAAAAAUCUUCUCUUGUUAAACAACUUCAAAGUGAAGGAAUUGUUAGAAAAGAAACUCAUCUGCGACAUAAUUGGAUUAAAGGAUACAAACUCACCACUAAUACAUUUGCAACCAUUGGAAUAGACUGCUCUCACUGGUCAUAUAUGUAUGAAAAGAAAUGGAUGAAUUUUAUCACUUGGGAGUGCAAUUUCAAUAAAUUUCAUCACGUUUUUAUGUUUCAACAUGCAGUUUAUUUGCUUGUUUGGCAAUUUACUAAUAAAAUUGAAAAUGAGGUGGAGCUACUAAAGUUGUGGUUUCAGAAUAUUCAGGCUUAUGCUCCUGACUCAGCUGUCAUCGUUGUCAUAACUAACACUGAUAGUAAAAUAUUUCCAUCAGUUUCACUAGAAAAGCUUAAAAAAUAUUUUUCUUCUAAAUCAAAUAUCAUAGAUUUUGUUGAAAUUGAUCAAAACAAAGUUCAAAAUAUAAAGUCUCUUCGCGACCUAAUAUCUAAAACUGCUAUGAAUGUUAGAGAUACAACUAAUGUGAUUUACGAAAAAGGUUUUUCUGAGUUCUACCUUACUGUUGAAAAAUCUGUCUAUGUGGUUGCUGAUAAAAUGAAAAUUGAGAGUGAUAGAAAAAAUGAUUUAUCUUUCUAUUUUGAUGGAAAAUUGUUUAGGUCAAAGAUGUUCGAGUUACUUCAUUUACAAAAUUUUGAACUUCAAUAUGGUGAUGAAGAAUUAGAUGAAGCUGUACAGUAUCUUCAUCAUUUUGGUAGUAUCUUACACUUUAAUGUUCCUGCACUUAAUGAUGUUUACUUUUUCAAUCCACAAUGGUUGUGUGAUAUUCUUGUGUUCAUGAUGAAAAUCAUGUCAUCUCAUAAAAACGGCUAUGUAAAAAUAACUGAUAUCAAACGAAAUUUGGUUGAGGAAAGAUUCCUAAUUUCAAAAGGCAUAGAACUUUUAAAUUCUUUUGAUAUUGCUGUAAAGUUAUCUGAGAAUGAAUUGUUUGUUCCAUCAUUUUUGCCAGUAAAUGAAUUAAAUCCAUGUAAAAAUAACCUUCAAAAUGAAGUAUAUCGACGUCAAUAUUUAAUGUCAUUUGUUCCUUCUGGAUUCUGGUUUAAAUUGAUUAAAAGAAUAAGAGUGGAUAAAAAUGUAUUUGAAGCUUUAUCAAAAUGUUUUGGUCUAACAACUACUACAGAUUUACACAGUCAUAACACAGCAAGCUCAGAAAAUUUAGACAAAAUAAAAAUUGAAGAUAUAAUAAAUUGGUCUUGCUGGAAGACUGGAAUCGAAGUUUCAUGUUUUGGAAUCAGGUUGCUUAGAAUUUGUGAGCUACCUUCUAAAGUGGCUUUUUAUGGGUCAAACUCUUCUUCAAUAGCAAAAAAUGUUUCAAGUUCUGAAUCAAGUUUUGUGAACAACAAAACAGUUGUUGAAAUAAUAGUCCCUGUUGUUUACAUAACAAUUGGAAAAUAUGAAUCACAGGUUACAGCAUCAGGAACUCAAGGUAAAUCUAUUGCUCACAACAUUAGCAAUAUCAAAAUUUCCAGCAUUACAGACAGUAAUCAUCUAAUAGCUUGCAAAAUAUUGGUUUCUGCAGUAGAUUGUAUAGAUAAACUUCUCUCUGACUGGUUUUCAAAAUUUAGCUCUAAAGAUGUUAAAAGAGUUUCUUUUUGUAAUCUUUGCAUUCAAAGUGCAAUAGAAGAAAAUAAUUCUCAAUCAAGCAGUUUUAACUUGUCAUUAUUUGAGUUUGAACAUGCUUUAGACUGUUUAAAGAAAAAGAAAGAUUUAAUUUGUCCUUUUCAUGAAAAUUUGGUAGAUAUAAAAAAGGUUUUUCCUGACUUGUGUUUCUUAGACUUCAAUUGUAAAACUUUCUCUGAUGAAAAAAUUGAUUGUGACAAAUUGAUUUCAAAAGGAAAAUUUAAUGAUGUUUUUGCUGUAAAAAUAGUUUCAAAAAACUCUUCAUUUUGUGCAGCAAUGAAAGUUCCUUGCAAUUCUGUUAUAAAAAGCAAAUCUCCAUUUACUGAAAUGGAAGCAUAUAUUUCAUGGAAUCAUGAAGAAAAAUUUGAAUCUUAUAUGUCUUAUAGAAAUUUUCGUGAGGAACUUGCUGUUAUCUUAUCAUUAGAGCAUCAACAUAUAGUUAAGUUCAAAGGGUUAUCUUUAAAACCACUGGCUAUGUUUUUUGAACUAGUUCCAAGAGGUUCACUAAAUAGUUAUCUAGAUAAAUUUAGAGAAUGGAAAACUGAUUUACCGGUUUAUGCAGUUCAGAAAACAAUUCAACAGGUCAGUGAUGCUCUGAACUAUCUUCACUCUCAAAGUAUCAUAUGCUAUGAUUUAAAAAGUGAUAACAUAUUAGUUCAUGAAUUUCCUGAACCAGAUUGCAGUCUCUAUGUAGAAGUUCGACUACUAUUAGCAGGUUAUGGAAAUAGUAAAAAAUUGUUAAACAAAAAUAUGGAAUUUUGCAGAGUUUCACUUUUCAGGGUACAAGAUGAAAUUGAAAAUGAAAAAGUUUUGAGUUUCUUGUUUGGUUCCUUUGUCUAUGAGUUAAUAAAUCUUAGAAAACCAUUUGGUAACUGUGACAAUAGAAACCUUGUAAAUAAGUUCAUAUUAGAGGGCAAGCGUCCAAAAAUAUCACUGGUGGCUAGACAAUAUCCUAUUCCUAUAUUAUCAUUGCUACAUCGAUGUUGGAGUUAUAAUGAUAGACCAACUACUUUAGAAAUUAAAGAUCUUGCAAAUUUGGAUGAACUAACAUCGCUGUUAGAUGUUUUAGAACUGGAUAAAAACUUUUACUUACAGUGUAUAAAAACUUGUUCAUCAAAUUUUUUUAAACAAAGUGCUGUGUCCACUAAUGAUUCAAUUGGUUCACAUGUUUGGUUAAUCAGCACUUCAAAGAAUCAGUCUGCAGAGAAUACAGUUGUGACAAUAUUUUCAUAUGAAGAUUUUAAAUAUGUACAUGAACUUAAUAUUCAACUUAAAGAAAAAAUUAUCACAGCAUGCUUAGUUGGAAAUACGAUGUGGUUAGGAACAGAUAAAAGUACUUUUAAAGUCUACUGCACUUCAAAAUACCGUUUGAUUGCAUAUGGCACAUGUAUAAAUCAUGCUUUUAUAGUUUGCAUGUAUUACUUUGCUUUAAAAAAGUUUGUUGUUUGUGCACAAUCGGAUGGAAAUGUUCUUAUAUAUAGUGAUGAUGUUUGUUCACCAAGUAGAAUUAGUUCUUCGGAACCAAUUGAUUGUCUGCACCCAAUAACAAAUAUAGUUUUGUUGAAGCCUUUAAAUUCCUUUUCAUUAGGUAAUCGCAUACAUUGUAUAUGUGCUGUUGAAUCUAAUGCUUCCAUAAAAAAAAUGUUACCUAAUGACUUUUACAAUUCUGAUACAAAUAUGAAUACUGAAAAAUAUGAGUUAUGGUGCGGCCAAGAAAAAGGGUGUAUUUCAAUACUGAGAGCAAGUUCACUUCCUUCAUACAAAAAAAUAGAGACUUUAUCGGCUCAAGGGAAAAACCUUUCAGGUUUUUCAAAUAAAAUUGUUACCUAUUUAGAAACAAAUAAAACAUUUGAAUCUGAUUAUCAAAACAAAGAUUUUUCCAAAAAUAACAGCUAUGUAUGGAUGGUUGUGUAUCCUGGUACACAAGUGAAAAGAUGGAAUGUAGACUUAAGAAUUGUUGAAGGAGUUUUUGAUGCUAAAAAUUAUUCUGAAGUACACAAGGUGAACUCUGUGAAGCCGUCAAAGAGAUUAAUAACUGAAGAUUGUCAGGCUCAAAUUCAAUCUUUGGUUGUUGUUGAAGACAAAAUGUUUGUUGGAACAUCUUUUGGGGUAUUUUUUACUUGCGAUGCUUACACAAUGAUACCUUAUACGUGGUUAAGAUGUUACAAAGAAUGUUUAAGUGUUGUUUUGCCUUGUCGUAUGCUUUCAAAGCGAGAUGUUAGUCGAAAAGAAAAUCUUAUAUUAACUUGUGGUCAAAAAUCUUUAGGCCGCUGGCUUAACAAUAAUGAUUUUGACAAUAAUCAAACAAACGCUAAAAGAGGUGUUACUCUGAUGACGUGGAAUUCAAAUUCUUUCAAUUAUAGUGUUAAAACCUAGCAUAUAUAUAUAUAUAUAUAUUAUAUAUAUAUAUAUAUAUAUAUAUAUAUAUAUAUAUAUAUAUAUAUAU